Limanda limanda (common dab) is the source of this 5913-nucleotide messenger RNA. It is a transcript of the gene ptpn23a, whose product is annotated as protein tyrosine phosphatase, non-receptor type 23, a. Gene Ontology annotation, biological process: early endosome to late endosome transport; protein dephosphorylation; endocytic recycling. Bases 132 to 5765 code for a protein of 1877 amino acids. Gene Ontology annotation, cellular component: endosome. The transcript is spliced from 24 exons. Gene Ontology annotation, molecular function: protein binding; protein tyrosine phosphatase activity. Lineage: Eukaryota; Metazoa; Chordata; Actinopteri; Pleuronectiformes; Pleuronectidae. The record is from RefSeq and is a predicted model, not a curated record.
ACGGAGCCAUGACACAGUGGCGGAGGAGGAAAGCUUCUUCUUCUUCUUCUUCUUCCCGGAGGAACCGACGCUGAUCCACCGACCCGGCCCUCGCCUCUUCCCCGCCAGGAGCACCGCGCACCGCCGCCAGGAUGGAGGCCGUGCCCCGGAUGCCGAUGAUCUGGCUCGACCUGAAGGAGGCCGGCGAGUUCCCGUUCAGCCCGGCCGUCCGGCAGUUCAUCUUGAAGAACUACGGAGAGAAUCCUGACAACUACAACGAGCAGCUGAAGAAGUUGGAGACGCUGCGGCAGGGAGCAGUGAACGUGACGAGGGAUUUCGAAGGAUGCAGCACGUUGAGGAAGUACUUCGGUCAGCUGCAUUACCUCCAGAGCCGAGUUCCCAUGGGGCCGAGCCAGGAGGCGGCUGUGCCCAUCUCAUGGACGGAGAUCUUCUCUGGAAAAACAGUCACUCAUGACGACAUCAGCUACGAACAAGCCUGCAUCCUCUACAACCUGGGGGCCCUGCACUCCAUGCUGGGAGCCAUGGACAACAGGGUGUCUGAAGAGGGCAUGAAGGUGUCAUGUACCCACUUCCAGUGCUCAGCUGGAGCCUUCUCCUACCUGAGAGACCAUUUCAGCCACAACUUCAGUGUGGACAUGAGCCACCAGAUCCUCAACCUUAACAUUAACCUCAUGCUGGGUCAGGCUCAGGAGUGUCUUCUGGAGAAAUCCAUGUUGGACAACAGGAAGAGUUUCCUUGUUGCCCGAAUCAGCGCUCAGGUGGUGGAUUACUACAAAGAGGCCUGCAGAGCUCUGGAGAACUCGGAGACGGCCUCCAUGCUGGGGAAGAUCCAGAAGGACUGGAAGAAACUGGUCCAGAUGAAGAUCUACUACUUUGCUUCCAUUGCACACCUUCACAUGGGAAAACAGGCGGAGGAGCAGCAGAAGUACGGAGAGCGGUUGGCGUACCUGCAGAGCUCUAUGGACAAACUCAGUGAAGCCAUCAAGCUGGCCAAGGGUCAACCUGACAGUGUGCAAGAGGCAUUGAGGUUCACCAUGGACGUUAUCGGUGGAAAGUUCAAUUCAGCCAAAAAGGACAAUGACUUCAUCUACCACGAGACAGUUCCUUCUCUGGAGACUCUGGCCUCAGUCAAAGGUGCACCACUGGUCAAAGCUCUCCCAGUCAACCCCACAGAUCCCACCGUCACUGGACCAGACCUGUUCUCCAAGUUGGUGCCGAUGGCUGCACAUGAAGCGUCUUCUCUUUACAGUGAGGAGAAGGCCAAGCUGCUGAGGGACAUCAUGGCCAAGAUCGAAAUCAAGAACGAAACACUAGAGCAGUUCAUGGACUCCCUGGGCUUGGAGCCGGAGUCUGUGGACAACCUGGACAUGUACAGUCACAUCCCCCCCGUCCUGAUGGAGAAAUGUGCGGCGCUCAGCGUGCGACCCGACACCGUCAAGAGCCUCAUCCAAUCCAUGCAGGUUCUCUCCGGCGUCUUCACUGACGUGGAGUCUUCACUGAGGGAGAUCCGAGACGUCCUGGAGGAAGACGAGAGCGGCGAGCGCGUCCUGCAGGAGGUCGGCGGCCCCUCGGCGGGCGACCUCCACCCGGCGGCUCAGGCCCAGGCGCUGGCCGAGAUCCACCGGGACCUGGAGAAGUACAUGGAGGCGCACGAGAAGGCGAGCUUCACCAACACGGAGCUGCACCGCGCCAUGAACCUGCACAUCAGCAACCUGCGGCUGCUGGGGGGGCCGCUGGAGAGUCUGAGGGAGGCCUUGCCCCGCCCACAACUCAGUGAAGAGGAAGUGGCCGGGCUGCAGUGCAUGAAGCGGAUCCUCGGGAAGGUCCAGGAGAUGAGAGAACAGAGAGGCUCUCUGGAGAAGCAGCUCCGUGACCUCAUCCAGCACGAUGACAUCACCUCCACCCUGGUCACCACGGAGCGGGCGGACAUGAAGCGCAUAUUCGAGGACCAACUGAAGAAGUACGAGCAGGUGAAGGUCUACAUCGAGCAGAACCUGGCAGCGCAGGAGAACAUCCUGAAGGCGCUGACGGAGGCGAACGUCCAGUACGCCUCAGUCCGCAAGGGCCUGAUCCAGACGGAGCAGCAGUGGAACGGCACGGUCCAGGGCCUGGUGGGCUCCUACGAAGCCUACGAGGACCUGAUGAAGAAGUCCCAGGAGGGGAAGGAGUUCUACGACGACCUGGAGGCCAAAGCGUCCCGGCUGCUGGAGAGAUCCAAGACCUUGAGUCAGACCAGAACCGAGGCGAGGAGGCCCGUGCUGGAAAAAGAGACCCAGAAGAAGCCUCCAGCUCGACCCACCGCAGCGAAGCCCACCCUGGGCCCGAAGAACCCCGACGACGACUCGGCGUGCUCCAGCCUGGACGACCCGGAGCUGGCCCAGCUCAGUGCCGCCAUCUUGGCUUUGGGAGGCGACCUACCGGAGGAGCUCCGCAGCCUCCCCCCCGACCUCCCCGACCUCCCCUCCUCUCGUCAGCCCGGCCCUGAAGCCUACCGCCCCCCCGGCGUGCACCUGGGGGGGGGCAGCAGCUCUCUGCCCUGGCCCGGUGCUCCAUCUGCCGGUCUCCCUCGCUUCCCGGCCAACCUGCCGCCUCCAGAACUCUUGGCCCGGAUCGCUCAGUUCCCGACUUCAGGACCCCUGCCACACGGACCCCCCCCACAGAUGCAGACCGGUUACCACCCAGCGCCUUCUCCUCACGCCCCCCCCCAGCCGACACCCGUCCGACCCUCGACCACCACCGUGGACAGCGUCCAGGCGCCGAUCCCCAGCUACGCCCCGACACCGCACCACCCGCACCCCCCAGCUGGCUACGCUGUCCCGCCACAGAUGGGGGGCUAUCCUCACUUCAUGCACCAGCCAGGGAUGCAGCUUCCAGGCCCUGCACCCCCCCCACCCCAGCAGCAGAAACCUCCUCAGCACUACCCCCAGGCCAUGGGGCAGCAGCUGCCUCAGGGCUACCAGCUCCAGCAGGGCUACCCUCAUGGGUAUCUGCCCCCUGGUGGUCAUCUGCCCCCUGGUGGUCAUCUGCCCCCUGGUGGUCCUCCUCAGUACCAGCAGGCGUUCCCAGGUCAGAUGCAAAAUGGCUUCCAGCCGCGACCUCAGUUCCCACAAGGCUAUCCGACUCCGGGGGGCUACGUGGCCCAGCAACACCCCCACAUGAUGCCCGGCUCCGGACCCAGGCCUCCUCAGCCACCCCCCCCCGGGUCACAGCCCUACCUGCCCCACCCCACCCAGCAGAUGCCCCACCCCACCCAGCAGAUGCCCCACCCCCCCCAGCAGAUGCCCAUGGGACUCCCUCACCAACACAUGUUGCCUCACCAGCAGCAGCACAUGUCCAUGCCUCACAACGCCCAGCAGAUGCCGCCACACCCCCAGAUGCAGAUGCCAGGGGGUCCCAGACCCCAGAUGCCCCCCACAAGUCAGCCAAUGCCCCCCCCGGUCUCACAGAACUACAUGCCCCCCCCCGCCAGUCAGCCCAGUCACCAAGCAAUGCACCCACAGCAUCCGAUGGUCCCUGGUCCUCAGGUCCACAUGCCCCCCCCCGGUGCACAACCCCAACAGCAUCAGCAUCAUCAGCAUCAUCAGCACCCCCCCCACCCCCACCCCGGACAGCCUCCUAUACCACACAUGCCCCAGCAGCCCCAGGCUCCGCCCCCUCACUCUGGGGGCGUGUGCUACCCAGGAGGAGCUCCCAUGAUGCCUCAGCAGCCCCUGGCCCCCCAGCCUGCAGCCCCCCCCCAACCUCAGGCCCCUCUCCCCAUGAUUCACCCCCAGCCUCCUGCUCUCUACCCGUCGGCUCCAGGACCUAAUGUACCUGCGAGUGCCCCCCCGCAGCAGCCCCCCGCCAUGGGACCCCCGGGUCCGCAGGGUCCCUCCGCUCAGCACCUGAUCCAGCCCUCACCUGCCCACCCGCCCGUCCCUCCUUCACCUUCACCCUCCCCCUCUCCGUCCCCCUCUCCAGGCCCGACGUCUCUGGGGCUGAGACCCUCGCCCGCCGCCCCCCCCGGAGGCUCAGCUCCACCCACUCUUCCCUCGCCCUCGUCCGUCUCUCCCUCCACGUCGCUGUUCCAACGCCAGAAGUCCAGCACGGACGACCUCCUGUCCUCCAGCCCGGAGAGCCAACCCGGCGGCCCCAAGGCGCCCACCAACGUCCUGCAGCCGACCAAAGCCGACCCCCAGGACGGCGAGCGCCGGAAGAAGAGCACCCAGCCGGUUCUGCUGAUCCAGGGCGACCCGUACCAGGCGCCGGAGCGUGUUGCCCGGCUUCACGGCGAACUGGAACGCUACCGGGCCCGGGUCGAUUCCCUGGAGCACCCGUCCGAGGCUGAGGGCGGCCUGUCGGUGCUGGACGCUCGCUGGAAGGAGCUCCAGGAGCAGCAGGAGAAAGACGCCCGGCAGCUGUCCAUCGCCAUCGCCCGCUGCUACACCAUGAAGAACCGGCACCAGGACGUCAUGCCCUACGACCUCACCCGCGUGAUGCUGCAGUCCGGCAAAGACGACUACAUCAACGCCAGCUACGUGGAGGACUUGUCCCCGUACUGCCCUCGCCUCAUCGCCACUCAGGCGCCGCUCUCCGGCACGGCGGCCGACUUCUGGCUGAUGGUGUACGAGCAGAAGGUGUCUCUGAUCGUCAUGUUGGUGUCGGAGCAGGAGCUGGAUAAGGGAAAAGUUGUGCGCUACUUCCCAACAGAGCGCGGCAAGCAGGUCGCUCAGGGACCGAUCACGCUCAGCCUGACCACGCAGAAGACGGCGCCGACACACGUGGAGCGAAUGAUCAGCCUGCAGUACCGCGACCAGAGCCUGAAGCGCACCGUCGUCCACCUCCAGUUCACCUGCUGGCCAGAGCUCGGUCUUCCUGAGAGCAAGAGCAACCUGCUCCGGUUCAUCCAGGACGUCCACGGACACUACCUCCACCAGAGGCCCUUACACACACCGGUCGUGGUGCACUGCAGCUCGGGGGUGGGACGCACCGGCGCCUUCUGUCUGCUGUACGCGGCGCUGCAGGAGCUGGAGGCGGGAAACGGGAUCCCGGAUCUGCCCGUGCUGGUGAAGAAGAUGAGGCAGCAGAGGAAGAACAUGCUCCAGGAGAAGCUGCACCUGAAGUACUGCUACGAGUCCGUGUUGAAGCACGCCGAGAACGUCCUGCAGCGCCACGGCAUCACCACGGCAACCUGCAGCAAGAACACCAACUCUGCAGCCACCAAGCCUUACUCGAGACAGGAGUCCCAGCAGGACAUCGUGCUGGGCGGAGACAUGCCCAUCAGCUCCAUCCAGGCCACCAUCGCCAAGCUCAGCAUCCGGCCGCCCAGCGCCACCGACCCGGCCAUGGAGCAGGGGGAGGAGCCAGUCGGCGCCGUCUUACCCGACCUGGACUCUCUGGGGACAGACGUCCAGCUGUUCCAGGACGCCGACCCCCCGGCAGAGACCCAGCCCCCUUCCUCCUUAAGCCCGCCCCUCUCCUCACCCGCCCACUCUCCACCUCCUCCCAACGGCCUGGACGUCCUCCCUCCCUCCCCUCCUGCAGAGGCUGUUCCGAGCGGCGGCGUCCCACCCCCCGCUUCCUCUGCUCCUUCGUCCCUGGACCUUCUGGCCUCCAUGACGCCCGAGGCCUUCUCCAUGGAGGGGGGGGGCCGGGGGAAGCAGCGGGUGACCAGGCAGAGCUUCCUGCAGCCGGUGGAGGGCCAGGGUCUCCACGGGACUCGGGGGGGUAAAGGGGACGACCCGCUCGGCACCCUGGACCCCCUGUGGAGCCUCAACAAGCAGUGAAGUCCCCGGGCCGCUGCUGCUGUUCUCUCACUUCACCACCAGGGGGCACCAGAGGCCUGUCGCCCUUUCCAAGAGAAAACUAAAACAAGCUGAAUCCUGGGAGAAGUUCUGUUGAUUACCACGAUGUGCCUGGUGGCGGACGGUCUGU